UUGAGUCUCAUGAUAUGCUGAUUAAUCACUUACAGCAGAUUCAUUCUCUAAGUAUCAAGACAUCACUUUUUACUUUUAAGAAUGAAGAAGAAUUUGAGACUUGGAGAGCACUUGAUAACAGAAAUGUGGAUUACGUAAAACGAAGAGAUCGUAAAAUCAGCGAUGGACAGGUGGUAUAUUAUGAAUGCAAUCGUAGUAAUUUUUCAGGAUAUACUAGCCAAUGUAGCAAACGCAGCAUGAAAACUGGGGGAAGUAUCAAAAUCUCUGGUUUCUGCCCUUCUAGAAUUCGUGUGAAGAUAUGUAAUACAGGGGUGGAUGUUAAAUUUGUUGAAACACAUGUUGGUCAUGACGAUCUACUGCGAUCUAAACAUUUGACAAAGGACCAGCAGGAAAUGAUUGCUAGUAAAUUGGCAGCUGGAGUCACAAAAGAAAGAAUUUUGGAAGAUGCAAGAACUAUAACCGGCAAUAAGCUAGAAAGAAUUAAUGUGCUUAAAAGGGCAGAUCUUGCUUAUAUUAUAAGAAAAUUCAACAUAGAGAAGAGGAGACAUGAUGAUGACAUGGUUGCCACCACUUUAAAAGUGAAAGAGUGGAACAGUCAAGGAAAAAAUUAUGUUUUUUUGUUCAAGCAAAUUGGAGAAACCUACCCAGGAUUGAAGGCAGAAGACUUUGCUCUAGGAUUCAUGAACGAUGAUAUGGAGAGAAAGCUCAAACAAUUCAAAAGGAUAAUAUGCAUCGAUGGAACCCAUGGCACGAACUCAAGACAUUAUGAUCUGACUAUAGUUUUAGUCAAAGAUGAGAAUAAAAUCGGUUUCCCGGUGGCUUUCUUAUUAUCGAAUAGACUGGAUCAAACCAUCCAAAAUAUUUUUUUUGAUGCUUUGAAAUCUAAGAUUGGAGAGCCAGUGGACGCAGAAUAUAUUAUGACCGAUGAUGAUAUAAAAUAUUAUAAUGCAUGGUGUCAGGCAAUGGUAACUGAAAGAAAGCCAAGAAGGCUCCUCUGUACUUGGCAUGUUAUUAAGAAUUGGAAUAUACAGGGGAGAAACAAGUUGAAGAAUGUGGACAACAAAAAAGAGAUGAAAAAUAGAAUGCGAAAAAUUUUGAAGGAGACUGAUGUAUCAACAUUCCACAAGAUGAAAGACGAAUAUUUCAAGCAUUUGGAAGAAGGACAGGAAAAUGAAUUUUUGAAAUAUUUAAAGAAUUAUUAUUUCCAAAGUGAAGAAAGAAUCAUGAUGUGGGCUCACUGCCACAGAGUAAAUGUUGGGAUUAAUACCAACAUGGCUAUAGAAAGCUUGAAUAAAGUAUUGAAGUACAAUAAAAUGAGGGGAAAUCAGAAUUUACGGGUAGAGAAAUUACUGGACACUUUGGAGGAAUUGGUAAAUGAAAAGAUGUGGAAAAACAUUAUUGACACUGAAAGACCUUCUGCCAAUCAAUACCAGGCCAGAGUUAACCGAGAAGCUCAUUCGAAAGCAGAAAAUGGACUGACCGAUAAAGUAGUAUGCUUAGAAACUGGUGAGUUUAGAGUACCAUCGGAAUCCGUGAGUAAUAAAUUUUAUAUUGUGUCAUAUAAUGAGUUGUGUGAUAAGGAUUGCACAUCUCUAUAUUGCAUUAAGUGCAAAAUAUGCAUCCAUAGGUUUAGAUGUCAAUGUGCAGAGUUUACUAUAAAAACUGCCAUGUGUAAACAUAUACAUGCAGUUGCUCUGGUCGCAGAGAGAAGCGAUUCUGUUUUAGGUGUGAGAACUGUAAAUGAUGAUGAUGAGGACAACAACUUAUAUAUAUGUCAACCAUCAACAAGUAGGGCUGCUUAUGAAAUGGAUGUCCAGAGUGUCGUAGGUGGAUCCAGUCAAAUUACAAAUGAUCCAAUAGAUUCUACUACAAAAGAUAUUGUAUUAGAACAAGCUAGAAUGCAGCUUGGUUUAUUGGAUGUGGGUACCCUUCGUAACAUUGCAAAAAUUAUUAGAGACGCUUAUAACUUGCAAUGCAAUAAUGCUUCUACCAGCAGAAAAAGAAAAAUAGAGAAACAGUUGUAUUUCCCAAAUCUAAAUGAGAUAAUUAAAUAAUGUUAGAAGAGGAAAAUUGGAAUUGAAAGAGUCCUUAUGUAUUUUUCUAUUGCAACAUGUUGGUGUAAGGAUGGUUUUAAGGCUAUACUUGAAAGAGCUUUCUAUUUCAGACUUUGAAUUUCAACCACCUCGGAGAAGACUCUAAUUUCCCUUUUUGGAAGAAUCAAGAUAAGAUGUCCUUCAGUAUUGAAUAUCUCCUGUUAAUUUUGUUUUGUUUUUUUUUGUAAACACGGGGAGGCAGGGUUUUUUCUUCUGAGGUUUUUCCCUGAGCUCUUGUAUCAUACGCAGAAUUGUAUGGUUCCCCGUUGCACUAACCUCAGCUAAAUAUUAACAUGAAUAAAGAAGCAUGUUAAUCAUA
Molecule: messenger RNA, 2412 nt
Organism: Coccinella septempunctata (seven-spotted ladybird)
Lineage: Eukaryota; Metazoa; Arthropoda; Insecta; Coleoptera; Coccinellidae
Exons: 10
Coding region: 15-2054 (679 amino acids)
Molecular function (GO): zinc ion binding
Source: RefSeq, a predicted model, not a curated record